Schistosoma margrebowiei is the source of this 2688-nucleotide messenger RNA. The record is from the annotation of a GenBank genome assembly. NCBI's taxonomy places the organism in Eukaryota, Metazoa, Platyhelminthes, Trematoda, Strigeidida, Schistosomatidae.
GGAAUAACAUAGGCCAUAAGUCUUUUUCCCUUACUACAGAAAUCUGAAAUCUUAAUCUUUGUUUUUCCGGAUAGAGUGAAAUUGGUCCUUGAGAGAGAUUUUAAAAUCUUGUUCUUUGUACUCCCGUUUUCGCUGGUAAUGUACUUGGUCCCACAGAGUUUUCCGACUCGAGUAAGAUUUGGUGUUUAUAGGCAGUUUUUUCAGAUCGGUCUCAGUUGCUCCAGAUCAGUCUUUAGAAAAUUGUCCACAUCCUUAUGUUUCCAUAGGGAAUUCUACUGGAACGAUCGGUACGAUAAUAAUGAGGAGUUUCACUCCACUCAUGAGGACAAUAUACUAUAGAUAUAUAAAAGCGUGUCGGGCAUUCAAUCCAUUUCCGGAGCCGGGAUUAAUAUUUAACCACAAGUAAAACCGAUUUGUUUAUCUCAGUUACGGACCAUUGUUGCGUUGUGUCAAUCAUAUGACUUCAGAUACUGUAUGUUUUCUUAUAAAUGGGCCGAUUUCUCCAAAGGCUAGUUAUCUCCUUAAAAAAGUUCGACAAAGUACUCAUAGCAAAUCGAGGUGAAAUCGCCUGCCGUAUAAUCCAGUCAUGUAAACGACUAGGGAUUCGCACUGUCGCUAUUCACAGCGAAGUGGAUUAUUUAUCUCGUUUUGUGUCCAUGGCGGACGAAGCAGUAUGUGUUGGUCCACCUCCAAGUGCCCAAUCUUAUCUAAAUAUGCCUGCUAUUUUAAACGCUGUAAAGUCGACGGGUGCCCAAGCAGUACAUCCUGGUUAUGGCUUUUUGUCAGAAAACACUCUUUUUGCGGCGGAGUUGGAGAAAAUGAAUGUUGUCUUUCUUGGUCCUAAUUCUAGAGCUAUAAAAGCUAUGGGAGAUAAAAUUGAGAGCAAACGAAUUGCUAAUCAAGCUAAAGUUAAUUGUAUCCCAGGUUAUGAUGGAGAAGUGGAUGGUCCAGAUGAAGCUGCUAGGAUUGCUGCUGAAAUCGGUUAUCCUGUGAUGAUUAAAGCAUCUGCAGGUGGUGGAGGUAAAGGUAUGCGUAUAGCAUGGAAUGAAAAAGAGGCUCGCGAAGGUUAUCGACUUUCUAAAUCAGAAGCAAAAGCCAGUUUUGGAGAUGAUCGCAUGUUAAUUGAAAAAUUUAUAGACAAUCCAAGACAUAUUGAAAUACAGGUACUGUGUGACAGACAUGGAAAUGCAAUUUAUCUUAAUGAACGGGAAUGCUCUAUUCAAAGACGCAAUCAGAAAGUCAUUGAGGAAGCGCCUAGCACAUUUUUGGACCCAGCUUCACGUAAAGCAAUGGGCGAACAAGCUAUCUCGUUAGCCAAAGCAGUUGGUUAUGAUUCUGCAGGAACUGUUGAGUUUUUGGUUGAUUCCAAACGUAAUUUCUAUUUUCUUGAGAUGAACACUCGACUUCAAGUAGAGCAUCCAAUCACUGAGUGCAUAACUGGUGUUGAUGUUGUACAUCAAAUGCUUCGAGUUGGUAAAGGACAUCCGUUAAUGCUAUCUCAGUCUGAUAUACCCGUGAAUGGAUGGGCUUUUGAGUGUCGUGUAUAUGCUGAAGAUCCAUACAAAGCGUUUGGUUUACCAUCGAUCGGGCGUUUACGUACUUACAGUGAACCUUUGCACAUACCUAAUGUCCGCUGUGAUAGUGGAAUCACUGAAGGAUCGGAGAUCUCUAUAUACUAUGAUCCUAUGAUCUGUAAACUUGUUACAUAUGGACCAGAUCGUCAAACUGCCCUAAACACUAUGGCCAAAGCUUUGGACAGUUAUGUUAUUCGUGGUGUGACUCAUAAUAUUCCUUUGCUUCGUGAUAUUGUCACCGAAAAACGUUUUGUAUCUGGGAAUAUUUCGACAAAGUAUCUAUCUGAAGUGUAUCCUGAUGGAUUCAAAGGUAAAGUACUUGAUCAAAAAGAACUAGAUACAUUAAUUUCUGUUUCUGCAUCUAUAUUUGCUAAAAAUGAUGCACGCAUUCGAAACUGUUCUGGGGAGUUACAAUGGGAUUUAGUUGCAUCUGUCCAUGAAAAUAGUGCUAAUAGCGACCCUAAAAGUCGUUCGUAUAUUCGCUGCAUUGUAACACGUGACUGCUCAGGUUUUCAAGUUCGUAUGUCAUCGUGGGAGCCUCCCAAGCAUAUUAACCAACAGGAUGUAUAUGCUACUUCUCAAUCCUCCAAGUCGCAAGAAACAGUUGUUAGAGUAGCUGAUAAUUUUAAAUUGUCUGACAAAAUUAUAAACCAUUCAUAUGACGGUAAUGAAGUGACUUUGCAGUUACUCGACAAAGGUAUCAAUACUGUUUGCUUACAAUAUCUUGGUACUGCAUUUCCUAUAGAGAUUAUGAACACAACGGCAGCAUGGUUUCGUGCCGCUUAUAUGCCUCCCCCACGUGUUAUCGACUGUGGUUCAAUUUGUAUUGCUCCUAUGCCUGGCUUGGUUCGUUCCGUUGCAGUUAAGUUAGGUGAUCGAGUGAGCGAAGGUCAAGAACUAUGUGUAUUAGAAGCCAUGAAGAUGCAGAACAGCAUGACAGCAUCGAGAUCGGGAGUUAUUAAAAAAGUAAAUUUCAAAGCUGGUGAUUCUGUCGGUGAAGGUGAUAUUUUAAUUGAGUUAGAAAAAGAAUAAACUGAUCAAUAUUUAUGAAACAUUCCUACAAUAGCUUGAUUAACUUUUUCUCUCUUCACUUAUUAUGUUAACCAUUAUUUAU